Molecule: messenger RNA, 2958 nt
Organism: Python bivittatus (Burmese python)
Lineage: Eukaryota; Metazoa; Chordata; Lepidosauria; Squamata; Pythonidae
Product: zinc finger protein 24-like
Biological process (GO): regulation of transcription by RNA polymerase II
Molecular function (GO): DNA-binding transcription factor activity, RNA polymerase II-specific; RNA polymerase II cis-regulatory region sequence-specific DNA binding
Source: RefSeq, a predicted model, not a curated record
GUGGGAAAGUGGCCUUUGAAUUUUCCCACGCGGAGGUUGCACCGGUUGGAAAGGCUUUUCCACGCCUGGAAGGGAAACAGAGCACUGCAGCUUCAGCCCACUCAGCAUCUCGGAGGUACAAGAGAAUGGCCCAUCUCCUGCCAGACCUUUGCAAAGAGACCCCUUUGACUGGCAGCAGUCUCUGGGCCAGCAACAGAAGCAGCAGACAGAAGGUGAAGGAGGAAAUCCAGGAAGAGGAGGAGAUGGCUGGCUUAGAAAUGCAGCGCCUGCACUUCAGACAAUUUGGCUACCAGGAGGCUGAGGGGCCACGAGAGGUGUGCAACCAUCUCUGGGAACUUUGCAACCUGUGGCUGAAACCAGAGAGGCACACCAAAGAGCAGAUUCUCGAGCUGGUGGUCCUGGAGCAAUUCCUGACGGUCCUGCCCCCACGGAUCCAGAACUGGGUCCGAGAUGUGGAGCCGGAGAACUGCUCCCAGGCGGUGGCCUUGGCGGAAGAUUUCCUGCUGAGGCAGCAAGAGGAGGAGAAUCAGGAAGAGCUGAGGCUGAGACCCUUCAAAGAGGAGACGGUCUGUUUUCCUGAGGCUGAUGAAGCAUUGUCUGAUUCCUGGCAGAAGGUCAUUUUAGGCGAAAUCAAACAGGAGGAGGAAGAGGAGGAGGAAGAGGAGGAUGGAGCAUCCCUGGGCGAUGAGCAAGUGCCUGAGGAGGCCCCAGAGAAUUCUUCAGAACCAGCAUCACAGGGGAUGCUCUGCAGAAGAGCUGACCAACACAGAUCCUGUAUGCCUGAACUAGGGGAAGCCUCUGAAAGCCAGCCAGGAAGCUGCAUAGAAAAGGGACGGGACAACAUGAUUUGCAGUUCUUCAAGUUUCCAGCAGGCCAGAGGAGUUGGAGUCCAGCCAAGGAUCCAAGACGAGCGGUUGAAAAAGUGCCUGGAAUGCGGGAAAGGCUUUGUGUGGCGGUCCGAACUGAUUGAACACCAGCGGUCCCACACGGGCGAGAGGCCCUAUUCCUGUUCAUACUGUGGGAAGAGCUUCAGCCGCAAAUCCUACAUUAUCAAGCACGAACGGAUCCACACGGGGGAGAAGCCCUACAUUUGCUCCCACUGCGGCAAGGGCUUCAUUUCUAAAUCAGACCUCAUUAAACAUGAACGGACCCACACAGGAGAGAAGCCCUACAUCUGUGCUGACUGCGGGCGCAGCUUCAGCAGGAAGCAAUUCCUGGUGACCCAUCGGAGAACGCACACCGGGGAGAAGCCGUACAAGUGCUCUGAGUGCGGCAAGAGCUUCAGCCAGCGGACAUGUCUGGUCAUCCACGAGAGAGCUCACACCGGAGAGAAACCAUUUCAGUGCCUGGUGUGCGGGAAGAGUUUUGGGAGAAGGGAUAUUCUCAUGACGCACCAGAAACUCCAUGCCCGAGAGAAGGCUUUCCAGUGUGCUGAGUGGGUGUGAAGCAGCCAGGUCACCAGGCACAGGACACUUGGGGUUCCCGGCUGUCAUAUGUUUGGGAAGGGAUGGAAAAUGGAUAGCGGAGGGGGUGCGUGUAAGUGUAGGAGAGAGACACUUGGAUUGUGAUUCAAGAAAUAAGAGCUAUAUAAAAACUCUAGUUGGCUCAUGUAGGAUUUUUCGCAUUUUGUAGCAUUAGGUAUCUACAAUCCCCCAGAAAAAUUAAGCUGUGAUUUAGGUAAAAAAAAAAAUAGUGCAUCUCACAGCUCAGCAGAGAUAAUUGAAUUAUACAAACAAGUGGGCUGUUAUUCACUCACCUGUUUGACUCUGGUAGAUCCAGUAAUGGUGACCCCUUUUCUGCCUCUCCCUGCCCCAGCCCUCAUAGGCAAAGCAGGUAGCCUUUUCCAGAAAUUGAGGUUUGCUGUCAGAUGCCUCUUGGAUGCGCAUUUGAUGGUUAGCGUGAGCCCGCAGUCAGAUUGGCAGGUUAUUCUGAUCAAGUGCUGUGUUAUGUUACGGUUAGGGUCUCUAAGGUUUUGAGUCUAUCAAUCCUUCUCUUUCCCCAGGCUCAAAUUUGAGCUCAGAUUUCCCAAUUCAACAAGGCAGUUGCAAGUGAUUUCCACGUUUGGUUUGGAGGGACAAAGCAAACUUCAGUUUGUUGAUCAACCCGUAAUGGCCUGGCUAAAAUUCCACCCCCCAACCCCCCCAUAGAAAAGAAUCUGAAGUUGGCAGUUGUCAACCUGAGCCUUGCACUCAAUGGAGAGUCCAUCCAAGAAUUGUCUUGUAGAAGUACGUUCAUAUAACCAAUCCUUUUGAAAGUGAAAAGGGCUCUUCCCAAGGUAUUUGUGGUUUAUUUAGGAGUUUCCUCCUCAAAAAAAUAGCCUCAGGGGUGGGUUAAUGCAUAAUACUGAGCAAGGAACUUUGAUGUGAACCAGUGUGUUAUCUGAGUUAGGGUGGCUUGAUUCUCACACUGUAGUGCGUUUAAAACAAGCAACAUUAUAGUUUACCAUUAUGUGUGAAUCACUUGAGACAUUAAUGAUCUCACCCAUUGCACUAAGCCGUAAUUUGGGUUGGGUUCGUUGUGAGAUGACCGCAGCUGUUGUAGCUGGUAUACUAUGGUACAUGGCCUAGGUUGUUGUGUAAACCCAGUCAGUUGUGGUUUCUUCCAUAACAAUGGUUAAGCAAGUCAUGGCUUAAUAUGAUGUGUAAACUAGCCUUUAUGCCAAACCUUCAUUGACAUUAAUUAUAUUUUAGGAUUGAAAACAUGGCUCAGAACCACUUGUUCAGUUUUGUUUUCUGUCUGCUCUCCUAUUUGAGCACAUAUGGAGAUAGUUCAGGAGGCAAGCUAACUUGCCUGUUCAAAGUGUGGAAAGGAAUUGUGACAGAGGUCACAGUUUUCAAACUCUAUGAUUUUAGCUUGUGGCUUAGAAGCCAUGACUUGUGGAUUCGAACCUCAAAUUAUAGUUUAUUUUCCUUGAUUGUGAUCUUGCAAGAUGUUUCAAUUGAACACUACGACAGUGGA